Messenger RNA from Lathyrus oleraceus (garden pea), 1593 nucleotides. RefSeq lists its product as uncharacterized. Bases 1 to 1593 code for a protein of 530 amino acids. The record is from RefSeq and is a predicted model, not a curated record. NCBI's taxonomy places the organism in Eukaryota, Viridiplantae, Streptophyta, Magnoliopsida, Fabales, Fabaceae. The transcript has a single exon.
AUGGAGGAUGUCACUGUUGACAUUGGGAGACCUCUGAAUGCUCGGAAUCUGAAGAGCAUGGGGAUGAUUGAUCAAGUCAGAGCUAAACCAACUCUGAACACUUCCUGGGAAACACUCAAGCAUCAGAGGAAGAUUCCCAACGCUCUCUAUUUGUUCUCCAAGACUGACCCUUCACAAGUGGUAGCUUACUAUCUACAAGAUCUUGCUAACCAAGGGGUGGACAUCUCCGAGUUCUCAGUGGACUGGCUACCUGAGCAUCCACCACACUUCAUGAAAAGGACGCGAGAGCCCUCUAAGAAGUCCAAGAAGGCAAAGAAAGCAAAGUUGGGAGAAUCUUCUGGGUCAAGACCUCUAGUCCCUCUAGUUGACUCUCCAAGUAAGUCUAUACCUCUUUCCCGCUCUGUAAAACUUAAACCUAUUGCUUCUUCUCUUCCCCAAACCACUCCUAUCUACACCUCAUCUGAAACACCCCCCUCAACCACCAGAGCAUCUAACCCACCCUUUCUAAAAUUCAACCUUGCUACCACCACACUACCCGUUUCUGAAGCAGAAAUGCUGAAUGAAACUACCCCACCUUCAUCAUCAUCCUCACCUCAAUCCCCAUCAUACUAUGUCCUUUCCUCUGACAACGAACCCUAUGACCCCCAACCCCCCACUCUAGCUCAACUUCACACUCGUGCUCUGGCCUCUCAACAACCAUCACAAACUGAACCUGAACCAGAAGUCACUUCUCCACCCCCUGAACAACAAUAUCCACCUACAUAUGAACCUCAAACACCACCAUCUGAACCUCAACCAAAUCCACCUCCUGAACAACCAAUCCACUCACCAUCUGAACCUCAACUAAAUCCACAACCUAAACAAACAACACCUUCCCCCUCUGCUAUUCCCACACCACCAACAUCCGUUGCCACCAUCACUCCCAUUCUAAAUCUUGAUAACACCAAUCCACCUUCUCCAUCCUCCCCAACCUUUGCCUCUGAACCCGAAUCUGCCUUCCCUACCCUAGAAGAAGCAAUAAAUGUUUUUGCAGAGUCUUCAGUAGAAAAGAUCAAGUCUCUGACUAUCAACUCUGCCAUCAAUGAUGAUCCCUCUGCAGUAAGGAUCCACUGGAACAGAGUGAUCAGUUGGAUGACCUCUGAAGCCUUCAAACUUAAAGGCCUCUCUAAACAAGUCCGCAACGACUUCAUUAGAGAUGCUGGUUUUAGGCUACAAGCUCUCUUGGACAUAGAGGUUGAGGAACAAGCCAAGAAGGAAGUAGAAGAGAAAGCUCGCCUGGAAGAAGAGAAAAGGAUCAGAGAAGCUGAAGAAAAGGCUGCUGCUGCUGAGGCUGAGGCAAAAGCAAAAACCGACGCUAAAGAAGCAACACGCAUUGCUGCAGAGGAAGCUGCCAAGGCCAGGGCUGAUGCUUUGACUCAGGGGGAGCAAUCAAACUCUGGUUUUGCCCCUCUGGUCUUAAAGACUCUAGGGGAAUUGCAAAAGGAACAACAAGUAGUACGAGCCAAGCUGGAUCACCAGGAUUCCGUCAACACCAACAUUCAGAACAUGUUGCCUCAGCUACUCCAACGGAUGCCUCCGCCCCGAAACCCUUAG